GAACCAAGAAUUAGAAUGCAAUGUUCUUUUUCCUUCCAUUGAUGACCUGUUGUUGGUAUUCAUUGCAAGUUUGUGUGGUGCAGUUGUAUUGUUAAGUCAAGUAUUCCGUAAGAAUACGGUUACUGUUAUUUUUUUUCGUAGAGUUUAUGCGGUAUAUACGUUAUUCAUGUGUUUUAUAAUCAUAUUAAUUGCAAAUAAACGAAAAAAUGAAGCAAAUUAUGAAUGUUUUUGGAAAUCGGUAUAAUUCCGUGCGUACGAACGAUUGUGAUAAUGGUCGCUUUGAAAGCUUUGCAGCCAACAGAAGAAACCUGACGCGCCAAUUUUCUAUCGUCGAUUCGUUUUUUCAUCAAAGGAAAGAAGGGGAACGAACACGUUAUCCCAAAUAUAAUUUCUUCCUCAUGGCAGUAGGCCUGAUAUUGAUUUGUCUCGGAGUUAUGUCACAUAUGUGUAAUCCAUAUAUGCUAAUUUUCAAAUGGAAACUAAUAUUUGAAAACGGAGGAGAAAUAUUUGAGCUUUGGAGAACGCCGCCUGUUGACCUGUACAUAAAAAUUUUUUUGUUCAAUGUAACAAAUGCUGAGCAGUAUCUGGAAGGGACAGCAGAGAAAAUGGUUUUUGAUGAAGUUGGACCUUACGUAUACAGAGAGCUGCUGUCACACGAAAACAUUACAUUUUACGAUAACGGUACGCUUUAUACAAAGCCUAGUCACCCGCUUGUAUUUCAAGCACAUUUGUCAGCUGGCCAUAAGGAAGAUGAUGUAUUUUAUCUACCCAACAUUGCAUUGCUGAGUAUCGCUCAAGUUGCAUCGAAACAUAAUUAUUUGAUACGGCUACCUUUGAAUUUGUUGAUACGACAAACGAAAACGGUUCCAUUAGAAAAACAAACAGCACGACAAUUUAUGUUUGGAUAUGAAACUACUUUAACAACACUUGGAAAUACCUUUCUACCCAAUUGGAUAUCUUUCAACAAAGUAGGAUUAAUUGACAGAAUGUACGACUUUGAUAACGAUUUCGAAACAUUCUACACUGGUGUAGAUGAUGAAUCACUUUCAGGAUUGUAUGAAAGUUACUUAGGAUCACCCAAAUUGGCACAAUGGGAAGGUGACCAUUGCAGUAAUAUUAGGAAUGCUUCAGAUGGUACUAAGUUUAAAAGUUUCAUUAAAGACGAAGAACAGCUGCUGUUUUUUAGAAAAAGUAUGUGCCGUGCACAAAGAAUGGUCCAAACUGGCAGCAAUCAUGAGGUUGAUGGAUUACAAGCAACGAAAUUUGUAUUUGAAGAAAAUGCUCUUGAUAACGGUCAAAUCGAUGCUCGAAACAAGUGUUUCUGCAGGAAAGGACAAUGUCUUGCUCGAGGCCUUAUAGAUGUGACAGACUGCUACUACGGAUUUCCCAUUGCUUUGAGCUAUCCUCAUUUUCACGAUAGCGAUCCUUCACUUCUUACUAAAGUAAUAGGAUUACAUCCCAAUGAAUCACUUCAUAGCAGUUUUUUUAUGAUUAAUGCAGUAUCUGGACUGCCAUUAAAAUUGUCUGUCAAGUUUCAAAUCAAUAUGGCAAUGGGAGAUAUAUCGAAUAUGGCCGAAUGUGAACGCUUUGCUAAUAUUGUUAUACCAACAUUGUGGUUCGAAAUUACGCUCUGGGUGAUGUUCUUUUUGGAAAUACUUUUGGUGAAUGUUUUAUGCAAACCUAUUGCGAUGCCGGAUUCUGCAAAGAUACGGAUACAUGUUCCUGUAAAACAUCACACACAUCUGCAUACAAAAACUGUAGUGAAGACUGUGCAUGUCGGAAUUCCGGUUAAACCUGUGAAACAUCAUGAUGACGAAGAAGACCAUGGAUGGGAGUAUCCUAAGAAAAAAAAGUCUGCCAAUUAUCUCAAGUUAUUGAAUAAUUGAGAAACAUGAUCCACGACUCGAUUACGGAAUCGACCAGUAUUGAUGUCACUGGCAAUGUAAUUUUAUCAAAUCGAAAAUAAUAUAAUUUAGUACCGUAAGAAUUUUCUUAGUUGUAAGACUUAACUAAAAAAAAAUAGGCAAUGUUUAAAACUACGUAAUGACUUGCAGAGGUUACGUAGUUUUGAAAAGUUAACCAUGGGACAGAAUGCUGUGAUCUUUAUAAAAUAUAUUUGUAAUAUGGUAUCUGUUAGCCGAACAAACACAAAUACAGCUCGAAUUCCAACGAAGAGGUCACUCACUGCUUGCAAUUUUAAUUAAAACAGAACUUAAAGCCUUGAUUUAAAAUUAUGAAAACAGAAAAUUGCUCUCAUUUUUCAUACAUUUGCAUACAUAUUUAUAAUGUUAUUGGAGAGAAAUUGCACAGUACGACAAAACUACCAUACUCGCUUAUCUAUUCCAUGUGUAUUUUUAUUGAUAUUGAUGUAAGGCAGGUCUUCGAUCUGUUUUGCCAUGGUCUUUAUGAAGCGGAUUAAAAGGGACUGUUAAUUAACCACGUGGUCAUUUUGUUUGGGAUUUCAGACCCCCCUUCCUCCAUAAAUGACCACGUGGUUUAUGGACGACAUCAAAGCUAUAUGUUUGGUGCUGUAAAACAUUAAAGUAAUACCAAGCCAAAUUAUUGAUCAUUAGAAUAUAUCCGCGUAUAUGUCUAACAAUGAAUUUCUGGUUUCAUUUGUUUUCCUUUACUAAAAUGUCGUGUGGAAUUUCUAAGUACAAUAGUAGUGCAUUUUAUUACUUUAAAUGUUUUGUAAAAAAAGCUUGUUAAAAAACUCGACCCAUUUCAUUCCCACCUACGUCAACAUUCGAUAAGGGACAUUUAUGCGAGUAUGGACAGUAAAUCAU
Aedes aegypti (yellow fever mosquito) is the source of this 2786-nucleotide messenger RNA. Its product is annotated as scavenger receptor class B member 1. Lineage: Eukaryota; Metazoa; Arthropoda; Insecta; Diptera; Culicidae. The coding region runs from base 207 to 1886 and encodes 559 amino acids. Gene Ontology annotation, cellular component: cytoplasm; membrane. Gene Ontology annotation, molecular function: scavenger receptor activity. The record is from RefSeq and is a predicted model, not a curated record. The transcript is spliced from 12 exons.